Molecule: messenger RNA, 1943 nt
Organism: Pungitius pungitius (ninespine stickleback)
Lineage: Eukaryota; Metazoa; Chordata; Actinopteri; Perciformes; Gasterosteidae
Product: leukocyte surface antigen CD53-like
Exons: 8
Coding region: 369-1238 (289 amino acids)
Cellular component (GO): plasma membrane
Source: RefSeq, a predicted model, not a curated record
CCAAGCCUGCUUUUUAUGAAGUCAUUAUAAAUACUGCUAUACCACUAUUAGAUGUUUAAUCUAAUUAAGUUGGUCAAAGCUAGAAGUGCUUUAGUUUCUCUCCCCUGCCUUGAGAACGAAAAACUUCACUAAGACUGGCACUAAACGGUGGUGUGCAAAGUAAAUGAUGAAGCUAUUGGUGUGAUAGAACCAAUAAUGCACACCACUUGUGCAUCAGUUGGAGCGCGGGCCGCUGCUGGACAUGGAGACGUGUGUCUGCUGAUGGACCAGACUUCUCUCUCAGCAGCUCCUCGUUACCGAGCGCAGGCCCCGCCUCUUCACUGUCCAUCACGCAGAUAUUUGCAGUCUCUUCUCCAUUCUGGUUUCCCAUGACGCAGGCACCGCUCGCUGGGAAUACUGCUGGAUCAAGGAAGCAGGACCGCAUUCCACCUCAAAGCGCGUCCUCUGGUGUGCACCCGGAGCGCGCGCCUGUAACCCACCACACUUUGUGCGCUGCUCUCUUUGAACAUUUACGUCUCAAAGGGCGACUGUCAGGAAGGAUGAACCGCUCCUGUGUGAACUUCUUGAAAACUCUGGUGACAACUCUCAACUUCCUGUGCUGGCUCUGCGCCGCCUUCAUGGUGGCCUUGGGGGAGUUCCAGGUGAUCCACUCCAAGUUCACCUCCCUCAGCACCACCUUCUGGCCCAUCUUCCCCGCCAACACCGUGGUGGCCACCGGUACCAUCACUUGCUGCGUGUGUUACCUGGGCGUGUUGGGCGCCAUGAAGGAGAACCGCUGCAUGCUCAUCAAUUUCUUCGUCCUGUUGUUCAUCCUGAUGCUGGUGGAGUUAGCCAUGGCCUGCGUCUUCCUGGUCUACAGCAGAGAUAUCCACACGUACUUCGAGGAAGACCUGACGCGGAGCCUGGAGAUCUACAGACAGUUGGACCCGCAGAGCAACAGCACCCUGAAAGGCGACUUCGAUGCCGUCCAGCACCUGUUCAGGUGCUGUGGAGUCCACGGUGUGGCAGACUGGAAAGGGGACGUGCCCAUCUCCUGUUGCAGGGAAGACCCCUGUAACGUCCUGGGACGCUCGUACUGGCAAGAGGGUUGCCUCGUGAAACUGAGGGACUGGUUUUCAGGAAACUAUCGCAGCACAGGCGCCGGCGUGGCCACGAUGUUCAUCCUGCAGUUCAUCUGUCUGUCCAUCACCGUCCCCCUCUUUUGCCACUUCAGUCGACAUGGACUGGGUUACAAGUGAAUAAGGGCCAAUUAAAACAGACUUUCUGUAUGUUGACAUGAUGCUCCUCCCUGUGUCAUCCGUUUAAUAUUCUGUACCAACUUGAUGAAAAAAAGUUGUCCUUCUUUGACAGCAGCUCGUCAUCACUAUUGACUAUGUGUUGUGACGUGAAUAACAUAGCAGGAGACAUUUCAUUUGAAGGGUUGGACAUGAUUAUAUAAAGGACCUGUCCUAAUCCACCAAGACCCCGGGGAUCUGUUCCCUCAUGAGUGCUGGACUAGAUGACGGCACCAUUUGGUGAGACACGCCCCUCCCAGUUUGUUCAACCUCAAAACACAAACUGGUCUAGGGCUGUAGGUGUUUUUAACCUUAUUCAUCGAGUUUAAUAUUUUCUUUUUAAUGUUUUUUGAUCAUUUCAAUAUAUUCUGCUAAUAAACCAGUGUGCAUGCUGAUUAAAAAGCCAUCUGUUUUAUUGUUAUUCAGAAGAGCUGGACAAUUAAAUUGCUGGAACAUUAAAGGUAUAUUGUAAAAGGUAAGGUUCAUUUACAAGCUUGUUUUUCAUUGUUAUAAAUCAGGUCUAAGUGUAUUAUACAUGCUGUGUAACUGGCAUGGUCCUUGGAGAACCACACAGCCCGUGUUCAGAAACUGCCUUUUUCAAUAAGCGUUUCCUACUCCAUUACCAUCCACAAAUACAUGGAGCCAAAUUAAAAUAUUAUAAUUAAAAUA